AUGUCCGUGCUCGAGGCUGGUGAUGCCGACAGGACGACGAUGUCACCUCUGGACGAAGUCGUGUCCCCGACGAGCGUCGAGUCGGAACUGAUGGUCACCGACAUGUUGGACGAGCACGAGACCACGCUGAACGAACACAGGGACGGCAAGCGUAAGAGAGACACGGACGGCGACGAGCUUACGCCCAGGAAACUGCCGUCACUGACGAGGAACAACAACGACGUGGGCUUCGUUCUCGACGAGAGCGCCGAUGACGAUCUUCAUGAUGAUAGGGACGACGACCGUUUAACUGGUCACGGGGGCAUAUCCUCGCUGGGCGGCGGUAACUCGUCGCCGUAUUCCGGUGCCCAUCAUCAUGGUCACAGAGGGAACGGAAACGGCAGCGGGAUGCCCCAUCACGGCGGUGCCUCGUUGCCCACCGCCUCCGACUUCCAACCCCCGUACUUCCCUCCCCCGUUCCCCUCGCAUCACCAUGCGCCGGCGAGUCCUCAGCAUCCGAGCCUUGGCCAGCCGCAACAUCUCGAUUACCUCGUCGGCGACCCUUACACGCAGACGCUGAACACGUUACAUCAGCAUCAUUACAAUCACCUGAGCGCCGCCGUCACGGCUGGCCAGAGGAGCGGUGACCUGAGGAGGGAUGCGGAGGGAAUCCACGUGGCGAAUAUGCACACGUCGUUUCCAUACGACGGUGGACGCAGUAGCGGCGGAGGCGGUGGCGGUGGCGGUGGCGGCGGGGGCGGUGGCGGAAGGGGCGUUGAAUAUGGCGCCGUUCGCCGCCCCGAUGCCCUCCUACCACCCCCAGGCCUCGACCAGACCGACCUCGUUCUCCACAGCAGCCUCGUGGACGACCCCCAGGUGAGCGACGAUAACACAAACGUAGACGAUGGAGGCUUCAUGAACGACCUGCCUCUCCUAAAAAACAUGAAACCAUCAGACAGGAGCGAGAAGGCGAUGCUGAGUGGGAACGCGCAACCUUCGGACGUGUUCUGUUCAGUUCCAGGACGAUUAUCGUUACUAAGCAGCACCAGCAAGUACAAAGUUACGGUAGCCGAGGUACAAAGACGACUAUCGCCACCGGAAUGCUUAAACGCGAGCCUCCUUGGCGGAGUCUUACGGAGAGCGAAAUCCAAAAACGGCGGACGUUUACUUAGGGAAAAGUUGGAAAAAAUUGGACUAAACUUGCCAGCCGGUAGGAGGAAGGCCGCGAAUGUCACGCUCUUGACAUCAUUAGUGGAAGGAGAAGCCAUUCACCUUGCCAGAGACUUCGGCUACGUUUGCGAAACCGAAUUCCCUGCGAAACAAGUUGCCGAAUACCUCAGUCGGCAGCAUUGUGAACCGCAAGAUUCCUACAGGAGAAAAGAACUUCUUCAUGCCACCAAACAAAUCACCAAAGAGCUGAUGGAUCUUCUGAACCAAGACAGAUCACCACUUUGCAACACGCGGCCGCAACAUAUCCUCGACCCAAGCAUACAGAGACACCUAACGCAUUUCUCUCUCAUAUCACAUGGAUUCGGAAGUCCUGCAAUCGUAGCCGCUCUUACGGCAAUACAGAAGUUCCUAAGCGAGUCCCUGAAUCAUCUGGAAAAGAUGUACCCGGGGAACGGUAGCGGCGUGACAAGUAGUCAGCAGUCGAGCCUCGACACGAACAAGAGCAAGGACGGCACGUUGAUGAACGACAUGAAGAAGUGA
This is a messenger RNA of Dufourea novaeangliae, 1689 nucleotides long. RefSeq names its product transcription factor AP-2-epsilon (gene TfAP-2). The record is from RefSeq and is a predicted model, not a curated record. Lineage: Eukaryota; Metazoa; Arthropoda; Insecta; Hymenoptera; Halictidae. Gene Ontology annotation, cellular component: nucleus. Gene Ontology annotation, molecular function: DNA-binding transcription factor activity, RNA polymerase II-specific; RNA polymerase II transcription regulatory region sequence-specific DNA binding. Gene Ontology annotation, biological process: anatomical structure development; regulation of cell population proliferation; regulation of transcription by RNA polymerase II. The coding region runs from base 1 to 1689 and encodes 562 amino acids. The transcript is spliced from 9 exons.